Acanthaster planci (crown-of-thorns starfish) is the source of this 11007-nucleotide messenger RNA. RefSeq names its product carbamoyl-phosphate synthetase 2, aspartate transcarbamylase, and dihydroorotase (gene cad). The record is from RefSeq and is a predicted model, not a curated record. Gene Ontology annotation, molecular function: carbamoyl-phosphate synthase (glutamine-hydrolyzing) activity; dihydroorotase activity; metal ion binding. Gene Ontology annotation, cellular component: cytoplasm; cytosol; carbamoyl-phosphate synthase complex. Gene Ontology annotation, biological process: L-citrulline biosynthetic process; L-arginine biosynthetic process; L-glutamine metabolic process. NCBI's taxonomy places the organism in Eukaryota, Metazoa, Echinodermata, Asteroidea, Valvatida, Acanthasteridae.
CGCAACAUUUUAGACUCAGUCAAUUAAGCUGCACACAAAGUAAGAGAACGAAAGUAAGGAACAUCCUGUGUUUUUUUAAUAUUGUUACGUGAAUUUUUUUCGCUCUUGGAUCGUUUGAUUUAUUUAGAAAACUAAAAUAACUUCACGUUUGGGGGUUUUGUUAACUUUUUCACCUUUGUUGUUAAUUUAUCACACCGAAUUGCUCCAAAGACAUGGAGAACUACUUACACACAUGACUAAUUUACCUCGCAAACGUUUUAUAUAAUAAAAUAAAAAUUAUACAGUGUUCGAAUACAGAAACUGGUAUCACAGCGCUUUAAACAUAAAAUAUUCAAGUGAUUGAUAAAAUUCGAUCCCUGAACGCCGCCAUUCAGCAACAACUUAUACACGAAUUUCACCAACACGGUGUUCAAAUGGGGUCACCCAAACUGAAUGAAUGACUAAAUACUCUUCCAAUAGCAUGUGAAAUUCGUCCUGGACGAAUUUAGAUAUAUUCAGAUUGGUGAAUGAAAAACAUUUUGUAAUUCGUUACUCUUUGGACCGCAGCGAGACAAAGUGGCAAAGUAGGCCUAACCAUCAACGGCCCAUUUCAGAUUUGAUUUUUCAAUUGAUUUUUCAAUUAUAGUUUUAAACAUCCGGCCCUGUAAUGGAAGACUAUAAUAUUUCCGUUCUGGUUGGAUGAGACUGUUCAUUUUUAGCUAUAGGCCUUGGAUUAGGCAGCACAGGCCUUACAAGUUACAGGCUAAUAGACAACAUUGACCCUCGAAUGUAAACUGUUUUCCAGUAGGCCUAAUGAACGCAUUCUUUAAAAGGCAAAAACUCUGCAGUGUCCAGGCGAGUGUAAUAUUUUUCUUAUUCCUUUUUUUUAACAAGAAACUUACGAAUCGCUAAGGCUGCUUGAUAUUCAGCGCGAACGCGAAUUAAUGACGUCACUAAUUCCAGAUGUAAAGAACACAAAUAAACGCUUUCAAUAUAUCGGCCGUGAAUCAUCAUGUGAACAGCGAAAGCUACAUGACGUCAUGCCAUUUUCAAAUCCCUACUUCCUCUCAGCUACGGCUUUCUUUCGGAAUUCAAGAUGAGUUGCUAGCAUUCCUUGUCUGGACCAGCUGGGAAAGCUCCAAAUCUUGGUCUGAAAUUAGCUAACUUCUCUGCCUCUGUUACGCUGAACAGAGCCGCUUUGAGUCUUGACUAGAGGCCUUGAUCCGAAAAUGGGACGACGGACGAACCACGAGUUCUUUGCUUCUAAUUCUGCGCGAAGUUAGUUUGGCUGGUACCCAGCCAUAUCCAACAUUUUCCGAAAUCAUAUAUAGGCAUCGAGAACCGACUAACUACAACGCACAUGGCGGCUUGCCAGAUUGGUGGUGUUCUCUCCAACAGGUCCCAAUUUCAUCACCAGUUUCGAAAAAAAUCGAAGUGAUUUUAUUAAGAACUUGUGUCAUCUUGGAAGCAAACAAGCUGCCUUCGCUUGGGGAAAUUUUGGCUCCGUUUUCUUCUUUCUCUGAUGAAAAAAACAAAGGAAUCCUCAAAGCCGUCUUUGUGCUUGGAGACUCCACGUGUGUGCUGCUUGUUUCGUCGUGCUGUCACGGGUCAAAGGUCGGGGUGCGGUAUAUUUGGCGCGUGUUGACUCAUCUCGCGGGAAAUUCAGAACAUCGUAAUCAGAUUCAGCGUGGACUUGUCUGUUUAGUUGCCUUUGAUGGUCAAGUCUGCAUAGGCCUAGUACUAACACAAGACGAAGACCUUUAGCAGCUCAGAUAUGGCUGCUACGCUUUAUUUGGAGGAUGGAACUAGUUUUUCUGGAAAACUUUUUGGGGCGAGUGUCAGCGUCCCAGGUGAAGUUGUUUUCCAGACUGGAAUGGUUGGCUACCCUGAAUCCUUGACUGACCCCUCUUACAAGUCACAAAUUCUGGUCCUGACAUAUCCUCUGAUUGGCAACUAUGGUGUCCCACCUCAUGAGCGAGAUGAGCUAGGCCUACCCAAGUGGUUUGAGUCAGAAAAGAUCCAUGUCUCUGCUUUGGUUGUGGGAGAGUUAUCAGAAAAGUACAGUCACUGGGCUGCCAAGAAGUCACUCAGUGACUGGCUGAAGGAAUACAACAUCCCAGGAAUAUCAGGUGUUGACACCAGAGCUCUGACUAAAAAGAUCAGAGAGAGUGGCACCAUGCUUGGAAAGAUUGUUGUUGAAGGAACCAGUCCUGAGUCAAUUCCCUUUGAGGAUCCAAAUCUCCGGAAUUUGGUGGCUGAAGUUUCCUCAAAGGAACCAAGAGUGUUGAAUCCUAAGGGCUCAGUUAAGAUUGUUGCCUUAGAUACAGGAAUUAAAUUCAACCAGCUGAGACUACUGGCUGAUUGUGGUGCAUGCAUUGAGGUGGUGCCCUGGAACCAUCUAUUGAACAGCCAAGACUAUGAUGGCCUGUUCCUCAGCAACGGACCUGGUAACCCAGAGAUGUGUUUGGAGUCUAUACAACACAUUCGACGUAUUCUCAAUGAGUCCAACCCUAAACCGGUAUUCGGUAUCUGCCUAGGACAUCAGCUCAUCUCUUUGGCACUGGGAACUGGCUCCUUCAAGAUGAAAUAUGGCAAUCGAGGCCACAACCAGCCAUGCACCCACAAUGGCACUGAUCGUUGCUACAUCACCACACAGAACCACGGCUUUGCCAUUGACCCAUCCAAGCUACCUGCUGAUUGGUCAGUCCUGUUCACCAAUGCCAACGAUGGGACCAAUGAGGGCAUUGUACACAACACCAAACCACUGUUUGCUGUGCAGUUCCAUCCUGAGAAUAUGGGUGGGCCUCGGGAUCUAGAGUUUCUCUUCAAAAUCUUCAUUGACACAGUUAGGGAUCACAAGGAAGGCCUAGCUAGCCAAAAAAUGUCGGUGCGUGAGCGUAUUCACACUGCCAUGAUGUUCAAGCCAUUGCCUGGCACCCCAACAGCAGACAACCCACCCAAGAAGGUCAUGAUCCUAGGGUCAGGGGGUUUGUCGAUUGGCCAAGCAGGGGAGUUUGACUACUCAGGAUCACAGGCCAUCAAAGCACUGAAGGAAGAAGGCAUACAAUCCGUCUUGAUCAAUCCAAACAUUGCCACUGUGCAGACGUCCAAAGGAAUGGCAGAUCGUGUUUACUUCCUGCCAAUUACUCCUGAGUAUGUGGCACAAGUUAUAGAGAGUGAACGUCCAGAUGGUAUCCUGCUGAACUUUGGUGGUCAGACUGGCCUGAAUUGUGGUGUCCAACUGACCAGCUCUGGUGUGCUGGACAAGUACAAUGUUAAGGUCCUGGGCACACCGGUCAAAUCCAUUAUUAACACAGAGGACAGGAAGAUAUUUGCCGACAAGAUGGAGGAGAUUGGAGAACAGGUUGCUCCCAGCCAGGCUGCCUAUUCUGUGGAUCAGGCCAUUGAAGCAGCUGAGAAGAUUGGUUACCCUGUCAUGGUACGUGCAGCCUAUGCCUUAGGAGGCUUGGGUUCAGGCUUUGCCAACUCGAAGGCGGAGCUUGUUCCCCUGGCAACUGCUGCCUUCGCACACACUAACCAAGUACUGGUGGACAAGUCACUGCGUGGAUGGAAGGAGGUUGAGUACGAGGUUGUCAGGGAUGCCUUUGAUAACUGUGUUACGGUUUGUAACAUGGAGAAUGUAGACCCCUUGGGCAUUCACACUGGUGAAUCCAUCGUAGUAGCUCCAAGCCAGACACUGACAAACACUGAAUAUAACAUGCUACGUACAGCCGCCAUCAAGGUCAUUAGACACCUUGGGGUUGUAGGAGAAUGUAACAUACAGUAUGCUUUGAACCCACAGUCACAGCAGUAUUACAUCAUUGAGGUCAACGCCCGCUUGUCUCGUAGCUCUGCACUGGCUAGCAAGGCCACUGGUUACCCCCUGGCUUACAUUGCAGCCAAGCUGGCACUCGGUAUCCCGUUGCCUAAGCUGACAAACUCUGUGACUGACUCCACCACAGCCUGCUUUGAGCCAAGCCUGGACUACUUGGUUGUGAAAAUCCCCCGCUGGGAUCUAAAGAAAUUCACCAAAGUCAGCAAGAAGAUUGGCAGUUCCAUGAAGAGUGUAGGUGAAGUGAUGGCAGUAGGACGUUGCUUUGAGGAAGCUUUCCAGAAAGCCCUACGCAUGGUCAAUGAGAAUGUCAACGGCUUUGACUGGGACAUCCAGAAAGUUUCAGACGAGAUUCUUCAAACACCUACCGACGAACGCAUCUUUGUCCUGUCUGCAGCCCUCAAGGCUGGCUAUUCCAUUGACCACCUCUACUCCCUGACCAAGAUUGACCACUGGUUCCUUCACAAAUUGCGCAAUAUUGUUGACUGUGGAGAACGACUGGAAGCAUUACGGGGAACCAAGCUGACCCGUGAUACACUCUUAGAGGCCAAACAGUUAGGCUUCUCUGACAAACAGAUUGGCAAGCUCAUAGAGAUGACAGAGCUGGCUGUUCGGAACAUCCGUCACUCCUAUGACAUCAGGCCACAUAUCAAGCAGAUUGACACUGUGGCAGCUGAGUGGCCAGCCAGCACCAACUACCUAUACCUGACCUACAAUGGAAAUGGCCAUGACCUGGACUUCCCUGGUGAUUUUGUCAUGGUGAUUGGCUCAGGGGUAUAUCGCAUUGGUAGUAGCGUGGAGUUUGAUUGGUGUGCUGUGGGCUGUAUUUCAGAGCUCAGAAGGCUGGGCAUGAGGACUGUCAUGGUCAAUUACAACCCAGAGACUGUCAGCACAGACUAUGACAUGUGUAACCGUCUUUACUUUGACGAGAUCUCCUUUGAGGUGGUUAUGGACAUCUAUGAGAUAGAGAACCCUAGAGGUGUGAUCCUGUCCAUGGGAGGUCAACUACCCAAUAACAUUGCCAUGCAGCUGCAUCGUCAGCAGUGUCGAAUUCUGGGUACAUCACCAGAGAGCAUCGACACAGCUGAGAAUCGCUUCAAAUUCUCCCGUCUGCUGGACACCAUUGGGCUGAACCAGCCUCAGUGGAAGGAACUCACCAACUUGGAGGCUGCCAAGGAGUUUUGCAUUAAAGUGGGUUAUCCAUGUCUGGUACGUCCUUCCUAUGUGCUUAGUGGUGCAGCCAUGAAUGUUGCCCAUACUCAUCAUGAUCUAGAGGCUUACCUGUCAGAAGCAGCAGCUGUCAGCAAAGACCAUCCUGUGGUCAUCUCCAAGUUCAUCCUGGAAGCCAAGGAAAUCGAUGUGGAUGCUGUGGCCAAAGAUGGACAAAUCAUUGCCAUGGCGAUCUCUGAGCACGUUGAAAAUGCUGGAGUUCACUCAGGUGAUGCCACCUUGGUCACUCCCCCUCAGGACCUGAACCAGGAAACCAUUGAUAAGAUCUUCAGCAUCACCACGGCAAUAGGCCAGAAACUGGAGGUCAAUGGACCUUACAAUCUGCAGCUUAUUGCAAAGGACAACCAGCUGAAGGUGAUUGAGUGUAAUCUUCGUGUCUCCCGCUCCUUCCCUUUCGUCUCCAAGACCUUGGAUAUUGACUUUGUUGCCUUGGCAACAGAGGUUGCCAUUGGUGAACCUGUUGAAAGUGUUGGUGCCCUUGCUGCAGGCACAGGAAAAGUUGGUGUGAAGGUUCCCCAGUUUUCAUUCUCUCGUUUGGCUGGUGCCGACAUACUCCUUGGUGUUGAGAUGGCGAGUACUGGUGAAGUGGCAUGCUUUGGAGAGGAUCGUUAUGAGGCAUACUUGAAGGCCAUGCUGAGUACAGGCUUCAAGAUACCAAAGAAGAACAUUUUGCUGUCGAUAGGCAGCUACAAGGGUAAAGUAGAGCUUUUGCCUGCUGUGCGUACCUUAGAGAACAUGAAGUAUGAGUUGUAUGCCAGCAUGGGUACAGCUGACUUCUAUAGCGAGCAUGAUAUUAAGAUCAAGGCUGUUGAUUGGCCGUUUGAGGACACCGGUGAACGACGCAAUAAAGACCAGGAGUUGAACAUUGGUGACUACCUGGCUGAGAAGCACUUUGACCUGGUCAUUAACCUGCCCAUGCGUAACGGCGGCUCACGCCGGGCAUCGUCUUUUGUCACUCGUGGUUACCGAACACGACGUAUGGCUAUUGACAAGUCAAUUCCACUGAUCACAGAUGUGAAGAAGGCAAAGCUGUUCAUUGAGGCUUUGCGACGUAUUGGUGGUGCCCCCUGCCUCAAGACCAAUGUGGACUGUAUGACCUCCAAUCGUAUUGUACGACUGCCUGGCCUAAUUGAUGUCCAUGUUCACUUGAGGGAACCAGGAGCAACCCACAAGGAAGACUUUGCCUCAGGGACAGCCGCUGCCUUGGCUGGUGGUAUCACCAUGGUGGGAGUUAUGCCCAACACUAGCCCUGCUGUCACUGAUAAACCUUCCUUCCUACUUGCACAGAAGCUGGCACGUUUGGGAGCCCGCUGUGAUUAUGGUCUGUAUGUUGGAGCAGCUGCCAAUAAUAUCAAUGACCUGGUCAGCAUUGGUCCUAAGGCCAUGGGGCUCAAGAUGUACCUCAAUGAUACCUUCACCACAUUGCGAAUGGACAAUGUCUGCCUAUGGCAAGAGCAUUGUAAGAACUGGCCCCACCACCCACCACUGGUUGCUCAUGCCGAGGGCUGCACCGUGGCAGCCAUCUUGUUCUUAGCUAGGAUGUUUGAUCGACCGAUCCAUAUCUGCCAUGUGGCUCGCAAGGAAGAGAUUGCGGUGAUUCGACUGGCCAAGGAGUCAGGUAUGAAUGUCACCUGUGAGGUUGCACCCCAUCACCUCUUCUUGACCUCUGGUGACCUGGAUAGCAAAGAUAACGUCAAGCCUCCGUUGUGCUCCCAGGAGGAUCAGAAUGCACUGUGGGAGAACAUGGAUAUCAUUGACUGCUUUGCUACUGAUCAUGCUCCACACACUGUAGAGGAGAAGGAGAGUGCUAAUCCUCCACCUGGUUUUCCUGGACUGGAAACCAUGCUUCCCCUCCUGCUCACUGCUGUCAAUGACGGACGUCUAACCAUGGAGGAUGUUGUUGAUCGCUUGUACCACAACCCCCGCCGUAUAUUUGGCUUGCCAGAGCAACGAGAUACCUACAUUGAGGUUGACAUGGACCAUGUCUGGACUAUCCCUAAAGCAAUGCAGUUCACCAAGAGCAAAUGGACACCUUUUGCUGGUUGGAAGGUCAAAGGUCAAUUGCGAAGGGUUGUCCUUAGAGGGGAAGUUGCUUUCAUUGAUGGUCAGGUCCUGGUCCUACCAGGUUUUGGUCGUGAUGUCCGCACAGUGACUGACAGUAUCGUCUUCCCAUCGACCAUGAAGCAUACUACCAGCUCUGGCCCAGUUCCUUCCAUCAGACCCCUGGCCGUCCAGGUGCCACCCUCAUCAGCUCCACCCUCUGCUCCCUCUUCCCCACAGAAGAUGAACAUAGAGCGUUCCGUUUUCAACCUUCCACCCAGGGUGCAUAGGGUAUCUGAGCACGGAGACAUCGGCUCACUGUCUCCAAAUGUCGCAGCAGGAGGUGCUGCGAAGGCUCUUACCUUCACACCCCCAACCCAGCCUCUCUCCACUCAGGCCACACCCCUAGCUGGUCAGGUGACAGCCUUGGAGUUCCAUCCUACUGCUGGUUCUAGCUUACUGUUCAACAAACACAUUCUCAGUGCCAGUCAGUUCACCAGAGAACAUCUGCAUCAUCUUUUCAAUGUUGCCCACUCUAUGCGCUUUGCUGUGCAGAGAGAAAGAAGCCUGGAUCAUAUACUCAAGGGUAAAGUGAUGGCCAGCAUGUUCUAUGAGGUCAGUACCAGAACUUCCUCAUCCUUUGCUGCCGCUAUGCAGCGCCUUGGAGGCACUGUUGUCUCCUUCACUGAGAACACCUCAUCACACAAGAAAGGAGAGACCUUGGCAGACACAGUCCAAAUGAUGGCUGGUUACUGUGACGUCAUUGUGCUACGUCAUCCAGAGCAGGAGGCUGCCCACACUGCGGCUAAGGUGUGUCGUAAACCUAUCCUGAAUGCUGGUAAUGGUGUUGGAGAACACCCAACACAAGCCCUGCUGGAUGUUUUCACCAUCAGAGAAGAAAUUGGAACAGUCAAUGAUCUAACGAUUACCAUGGUGGGUGAUUUGAAGCAUGGCCGCACUGUCCAUUCUCUAGCCCGUCUACUGACUCUGUAUCGAGUCAACCUGCGUUAUGUCUCCACCCAGGAUCUACAGAUGCCCAAGUCUGUCAAGGACUUUGUCAGUGAGCGUGGCAUUCCACAGGAGGAGUUUGGUAACAUUGAAGAAGCUCUACCAGAUACAGAUGUGUUGUACAUGACCAGGAUUCAACAAGAACGCUUUGCUAGCAAGGAGGAAUAUCAGGAGCAAUGUGGCAACUUUAUCCUGACCUCUCGCAUGAUGACCCGAGCCAAAGAGAAGAUGGUGGUUCUUCAUCCCCUACCUAGAAUCAAUGAAAUAAGUCAUGAUGUGGAUAGUGAUCCAAGAGCUGCAUACUUUCGUCAGGCUGAAUGUGGCAUGUAUGUUCGAAUGGCACUCCUUGCAACAGUACUUGGCAAGUGUUGAGGAGUCAUCAACAAAUCAAGGAUUGAGUCUUAGAAUCCAGCCUCAAUUAAAAUCACCACGUUUGUAUUUAAGAUAGCCACUAAACUGUACUUUGUACAGCCUUAGUUUCAAACUUCCAAUUUUUUCCUGAAGAAUUUGUGGCCUUUUACACCUCUUGUUUAUGCAAAAGAUAAUAAAAACCUAAGCAUUGUAAACUGCGACAGGAACUGUUUCUAACACCACUGAAUGUUCACUUGAAAGAGGACACUUUCCAUUGUUGAACAUUCCUUCAUAUUGUAUCCUUCGGACAUGUGACACAUGCAUCUGUUAUUUACAAAAACUUCAAAAUUUUAUCUAAAAGAAAAAACUGUGGCAAUGCCAAGACCUUUUUGUAUAGAUCAAAUAAUUAUUGGUCACUUCCUACAAGCGUAUACUUUACUCAUGACAAUAAGUAGUAGUAUUUUUCUUGCAGUUUUGGAAAAUUUCCCCGGUUGGAAUUGAUGCUGUUACUGACUCAAUAUUAUGACAAUUGUCCUUUGACAACUUUGUCAGUUGCCAGCAUUUUCUUGAUGGUAUGAGUGUCUUUUAGUUAUACUUGACAUUUGUUUCAGUUUCUGCCAUUCUUGUUCACAUAUAGGACCAAAAUAAAACAUAAGGCAAAUGGAAUUAGCAACAAGUUUGUAAAUAAUAUAACUUGAUUAGUGAUUUUAGUUGGUGAUCUUGUUUAAAGUUGCCUUGGGAACAAACCAGCAAUAUCUGAAGCUGAUGCCCCAGUGUACGUUGAAUCAUGAUAUUCUAUCUAGGUACCUCAUAAAAAAACAGGGUAAUUCUUUUUGGAAGCCUUUGUCACUGUGCCUUUUCUUUUUCUUGAUAAAGUGAAAAAAGUACAUUUUGUGAGAUUCAUGUAAGUAGAAGUUGACAUAUUUAGAUGUAGAUGUUGACAUAGACAGCAAGUGGUUCACCUAUAUGUAAAUGCAAUAGGUGAAAAGGCUACACUCUGCUUGAAAGUUUGAUUUAAUUUCACUGUAGUUUUUGAAAUAUAUGGGACCUAGCACAAAUAUUGCACAGCUAGCCAGUAUUUAACAUCUAGAGUAACUAAGUAGCAGAUUCGGUCUGAUGGGAUUUUGAUUAAGUUUAAACACUACAAAGUGAGAAAUAACAGGACUUGGAUAAUAAGCGACAUGCUUCUUUUUAAGGUUCUGUUUGUUAUUAGAAUAUGACUGGUUAUAUUUGAGCGUUUUUUGUGAAUUGAAAGUUGAGAGAUUUCUUGACUGAUUACACUGAAAAAAAUAUUGUCGGAAUAAAUAUCGAAUGUAUUUAAGUGGCAAAAGUAUGAAUGCAUCAUGUCUCUGAAAACAAAGUGAACAAGAACAAGCAUUCUUUCUUUGUAUUGACCUAUUGAACUGAAAUGUCAGGAGAAGUAGUGAGUGGCAAUAGUUCCCCUGCACCGUGUUUUGAGUUCGAACUUAGUGAGAGUUUGGACAUUACUACAUUCCAGUGAGGCUGUUAGCAUUAUUUUUGCAUCUUUCUGAGAGCACUGCCCUAAAUUGAGUAAGGUGUUGGUUUGGUAGACUUGAUAGUUGUAUCAACGUUUAAUAUCUUUGUUGUAGUAUUGUAAUGUUUAUGUCUUUCAUAUGGAAGGAGGACCUGGCAAAUUACUUGGAACAAAAGAAAUAAUCAAAAUAUCUUGUGAAACGAUCACCCGAUAACCUUUCAAGUAAUUGCAUAUUCUGUUACCUGACAUUGAACUCAAAAGAUAAUGUAAUUAACUAGUGUGUAUUUGCAUUUGUUGAAUGUUAUUCCAUAUAGUUAUUUGGAAUGUGGUUUGGAUUAAUUCGGCUUUUAAUGGCAAAUACUCAAGUAAUAUUCUUACAAACCUAAUGCUAUGAGGAAUGAUCAACCUUUUAUCAGUGGUUAUGGGAAUUCGGGAAAAGCAGUGUUUGCCUCUCACUGAAAACGAGAGAACGAGCAAAUGCAAUACGGGCCUUUCACAGGAGUGCGCCCCAAGAGUUUGACCAAUCACAGUGCGCGAAAUCUGUCAACCCAAAAUGGGCCUUUGGAAAGGGUCGACAGAUUUCGGGCCUUGGGUCAACGCGUUGCAAACUCUUGGAGGCGCCCUUUUGUGAAUCGCCCGUACGGGAGUUUAAACCGAUCGACAUACAGUUUAGGAUUGAACGGGGUCCUCCUUAUUUACAUCAAAACAUGGAAUCUGCGGGCCCAUGUUAAUGCGUGGUUAGUGCCUCGUUACAAAAGGCGUCACACUUAAUAUAAUGCGAGAAUACUCAAGUUGAAUCUGAAAAAUAAAUGUUCGGGAUGCCACUCGCAGAAAGUUCGGAUAUACGCAUUGGAUUCCUUCGCAAAAAAAUAGAUAUAAUCAGAAUGCAGGUCAUUUGAUAAAAAAGAAACGUCGGUUAUGUCAUACAUUCCAUAGGUGGACUGAUUCAUUUUGCUGUUUUUCAUUUUUCCUCUGUGGUUCUUGUAUUUUCCUCUUAAGUUGGGUUGGUGGAUUGAAAAACAAGAACUGAAAAUUGCAGACACAUCGGGGACCUUUAAAUGUCUUAAUGUAA